Molecule: messenger RNA, 4849 nt
Organism: Klebsormidium nitens
Lineage: Eukaryota; Viridiplantae; Streptophyta; Klebsormidiophyceae; Klebsormidiales; Klebsormidiaceae
Source: the annotation of a GenBank genome assembly
UGACACUGCACCUCCGUAUGUUGCCGUUCUGAACUUUCGUUUGUGUCAAGCACUGUGGUGACCACUUGCAGGCAAGAAGCCGGAGGAAAGACGGAGGCAUGACGUUGAACGGCGCUGGCAGGACAGACUGGCUGCCUUGUCCAGAAGGCAAAUGCCGGGGAGCACCUGAGCCUGAGGCUGCACGUCCUGCUCGCUAGUCCUGGACCUGUCCAGCCAGACUGCCGAUGUGCAUGUGGUGGAAACGGUGGAGCUAGCGUUGGAGAAGCUUUUGUUUGGAACUUCGGAAGAGGAGCUAUCGUUCAAAAGGGCUUGCAAGUGUGCCGGGACGCUUAGCGCUCGUGCAGUCAUCCGGAUGCCUUUCCCACUCGGAUGCUCCUAGACACCUAAGAGGCUUUAGUGAGACGAAGUUUGUUUCUAGCAGUUUGAAUGGGCGUCAGACGCAUGUUAACCUUUGACAUCUGCUGAAAUAGUUGAGAGAAUACUUUAGCUCAUAUGUGUUAGCUAAUAUUUUUAGCUGAACAAAUCGCUAAGCAGGGAAACUCAAGAGAAAACGCCGUGUAUAUACAGCUGUAUCCUGUCUGUUGCCAACGUGCACAAGUGCAGACGCGGUUGACUUAGGGGCGCUUGAGAAGCUUGCGUCUGGUAGCAGCGCUGGUCCCCGCAUCAUAACAAAUCUGAUUGCAAGGAGGCUGACGUGAGUGGCCUAUGUUUGCAAGAGAACGGUUGAAGACCGGGGGAACUCGACGAAAGCAUACAUACCUUCAGGCCCCGUGCUUGCAACGCGUCUUGGACUGGGAGUUAGUCAGGCAAUGUUUUGGUAAGCAAAGAUGUGCAUUCAAAGUUGGCAUGUGAGAACUCGCUGAGUCGCUGGGCCUGGCGCCAGGCAAAGUUACACGAAGCUUGGUCAGCAUGGCUUCUCAAAGAAUGAAACAGGUCCUGUUCUACUGUUUGCUCGCCCUGUUUGGUUUCGGCACCAGCCUCAGCUGCAAGCCAGGCGAUACACGGUGCGGGGGCGCCAGCUUGCAGCCACUGCUGGCGGUUGGUCUAGAGAAAGUGGCGACACAUCUCCAGGUGUCGGCUCAAGUUGCCCGCUCGGUGGCGGAGACAAUACCCACACUGAGUGUGCCGGGAGAGGGCAGCGGCGCAGCAAGUGGAGGGAAGGAUGAGCAACUUGCCACUCUGCUCCACCUCGCCUACUCGGUGUGCCGCCCCUGGUGCGCCGGCAUCGCCGUCCUCGUAGACCACUCCGCCAUCCCUCAGUGGGCGGGAAACUGGUCCCCGCUCUUACAAAAGCGCGCUGAGGGAUACCUUCGCUAUGGUAAUAAACAUGCGCAGGCAAAGCCGGAGUGGCAACUUCUUCCUGGGGGGGAGACUGGGGCUCUCUUUGUGGUGCCCCUUUCCGGGGGCGGGGUGGUUGCAGUGGCGGUGGAUCUGGAGAGCAUGGAGGCGGGGCUGGAGGAACUAGACUGGCGAGGGGGAAGCUUCGUUGUGGCGGAUGCGGAAGGGAAGAUCUUUGCAGCCGUACAUACACGCCCGGUGAUGAACGACCCGGAGGGUGUUGCGGAGGCGGUGCAGGCUUGCGUGUCGCAUGGCUCUCAGCAGUCCAUGGUCGUCCGGCUGGCCGAUGGGGACCACGUGGUGGCCAGCGACAGGCGCACCAUGCAACAGCUGCAGCUGCACGGGGUCCUUAUUAUGCCCUGGGACGGCCCCCCGCCCUCUGCCGCGGAGUCGUCACUUUCCCCAGGGGCCCUGGCGCUGCGCGUCGUGGGGCUUCUGGCAGCUCUGGGGGUCACUGGGUGGUUACUUUGGCUGCUGCACCGGUGCGGGUCGGAGGACGCCCUUAUAACGGAGAUGCAGGGACACCUGGACGACAAGAAGCGGGCGGAGGCGGCCAACUCCGCAAAGUCCAUGUUCCUGGCAAACAUGAGUCACGAGCUGCGCACGCCCAUGGCAGCAAUCCUGCUGGGGCUCGACCUGGUGCUGGAGGCUGACUCGCUAAGCAAGGAGCAGGAGAGCAGCCUGCUGCAGGUGAAGCACUGCGCGUCGGAGCUGCUCACGCUGCUCAACGACAUCCUGGACCUCGGCAAGAUCGAGUCGGGCAAGUUCCGACUAGAGGCGGUAGACUUCGACCUGGCGCACGAGAUCCAGAGUGUGGUCGACAUGUUCGGCAUCCAGUGCGCCGGCAAGGGCAUCAUCAUCGGACUCGAGGUCGCAGAUGAGAUGGAGCGGAUAGUGAACGGAGAUCCGCUGCGCUUCCGACAGAUCCUGGGAAACCUCAUUAGCAACUCCAUCAAGUUCACCCCCCCGGGCGGCAGCAUCUACGUGAGCGCGCGCCAGAGCGUCCUUUCCUCGGACUCCCCCACGCAUCCUCGCUCCCCCGCCCAACCUCCCGCUUCUCCCGACGACACGUCGUGGAUGCAGCGCGCUUCGAACUGGCUACAACGGAGGGACUCGGACGUGGCAGAAGCAACCCAGAACGAGGGGAUGCUCCGGUUUGAGAUCGAGGUGAACGAUACGGGAUGCGGAUUGUCGCCGGAGAAUCGUGAGGCGGUGUUUGAGACCUUCACGCAGGCGGAUAGCAGCACGACCCGGAUGUAUGGUGGAACAGGUCUCGGACUGGGAAUCACUAGGAAGCUAGUAACCAUGAUGGGCGGCACGAUUGGCUUCGUUGACAAGCUGGGCCCCGGCGCGCUCGUCCGCGUCCAGCUCUCCCUCCCCCCCCCCGUCGGUCCAGUUUCCGAGUCCCCCAGUCACGCGCUGCUGCACGCCCCUGUCCCGGAACUGGUGCAAGGCGCGAAGAUCAUCCUUGCAAUGCCCCCCCACCUGAGCCGUCGCCUCGCCGAGAAGUGGCUGCGCGAGCGGCGCUUCGAUUACACGCUCUGCAGCUCCGUGGAUGAGCUCAUGAGCGCCCUUAGCACAGGUACCCUCGUUCCCGGCUUCACUUUUCCCGUCCCCCCAAAAGCAGACGCCGGAACCCCCGUCAGCCCCCUCCACGUCAGCGACCCGUCGGCCCCCCCCAGCCCUGCCACUGCUUCCGACCCCCCCGCCGCCUCGCCGGUACCCCCCGUAGUCAUCAUCGAUUUCGCCAUGGUUCAAGCGGCCGCCCUCCAAAACCCCCCCGACCCAAAAGGACUCAUCCUCAGUCCUACGACCCACCCCCACGGCGCACGUUCUCCCUUUGCGGGGCCGGCGCGGCCGCUUCUGAGCGUUCCGCCCUUGGGCCUCCCCACAGUGUUCGACGCAGAUAGCCCCGAUCCGGAACCGGAACCCGUGCUCGGUCCAGUGGAGGUGAUCAAUGCGAUGGCGCGGUUGAAAGCGGACAUGGGCGCAAAUAUCGUGUGGCUGCUCGACCCAAACACCCCCCCUGCUGUGCGUACCAACCUGGUGAAAAGCCGCGGCUUUGCGCUGCUGGUCUUACGGCCGCUGCAUGCGGGGCGACUCUCCGAAAUCAUGCGCAAGGUGGGAACAGUCCGCGAGCGCCGCGCCCAGCUGAAGCAGGCCCGCGAGAACAUGGUGGGACGCCCCGGCUCGGGAACCCUCCACGAGGCCACGGGCCAGUCGCCGGGAGAGAACCCGGGCGACUUGCAACCCUCCCCGCUCCCCUUCCCGGUCGCCCCCUCGCAGUCAGAAACCAGUGCAGUGGUGAACGGCUCUGUAAAAGAAAGCGCGUCGGUGAGAGAAAGCUCGUCGGCAAGCGUCGAGUCGGGGGAGCGGACCCGGGGCAAGGGGCAGGGGCGGGACCGCGCGCUUGCGGGGCUCACGAUUUUGGUAGUGGAGGACAGCCCGGUGCUGCAGAAACUGGUGACGAGCAUGCUGGUGAGAAUGGGCGCGCGCGUGGAGCAGGCGGGGGACGGGCAGCAGGCAGUGGGCACCGCGGCGGCGCUGCGGGGGAGCGUUGACAUCAUCCUCAUGGACUGCCAGAUGCCUGUGCUCGACGGCUACUCCGCAACGCAGGCCAUCCGAGCCCAGGAGCAGAGCAGCGGCGGACGGGUACCCAUCAUCGCAUUAACUGCGCACGCCAUGCUCUCGGACGAAAAGAAGUGCCUCGAGGCGGGGAUGGACGCUUACCUGAGUAAGCCCGUGUCUCCGGGCAAAUUGUGCGAGACGAUUCUCAGGCUUGUGAAGCGGGAGUUGCUCGGGGAGCCAAGGCCAGCGCAAUAAAGCGACGCACUAACCCACACAUGGUGUUCGAUCAGUAUGUAUGUAGAGCCAUACGACCCUCCGAUUGAAAGCGCUUCUCCCAGGUCGCAUGCUCGGAAUGAGCUGUGUAGGACCAGAGCGACCUCGACGAUAAAGGCUAUCUGCCAGUGAAAAUGAGCUGUCGCUGUGUAAAGAAGGCUUGAGCUUGCUUUAGAUUGGUCCAUGUUAACACGUCCGAGAUAUCACAUACCGCAAGUCUCGGUCGUCACCGGAGCAGGUUAACCCAUUAUAGUACUUUUCUGCUUGGCGCGGCUGCGUGGAAGCUCUCUCGGUCAGUAAAGAUAGUCACGGGUUGUGUAAAGUGAAACAGAGCUUUUAGUGCCAAAGGAGUCGAUCCACCUGCCCGUGUCAGGUCGGCCGUAGCAACAUACAGAUACCCUGCAAUACGGGGUUACUGUUGGAAGGGCUUUUACGUAGCGUAAAUUGAGAUCAGAUGCGCCAUUUUCGUUGGAGUGCGCCCUGGUCAGCCGGCCAAUUAGCUAACGUGUGAUGUAGGGCUUGGUGCUUAGCUAGUUUUACUCUGAUACGGACGGUCAGUUUCCAGUCGGCGACCCUAAGCCCGUGAUCGAUGUACGUGGAGUUUAACUGGGUAUAUUAGCAUGUCCGAUAAGGUCAAUUUCGUGUUUUCUGGCUGCAUCCUGAAUGAUCC